AAGAAGGGGAAGGAAGGAGUGAGACAGAUAGAAGGAGGGAGGGAAGAGAGAAGAGGAAGGGGGCGGUGCACAUGUUGCCAGAGAGCUAGAGGGGGCAGCAGAGCGUGAAAGCUGCUCCAAGUAGGAAGACGAUCAAAACCGAAAGAAGACAGAGAGAGAGAGAGGGAGGCAAAAAUACCUUCCUCCACUAAUUUUUGUAUAGAUUUUUUAAAUAAUUAUUUAAUCAGUAUUUUUGUAAAAUACGUCCAAGUACACAUUGGAAUUUGUGUUUAUUUUUCUCCUUCCCCCCCACCUCUUGUCCUGGCAUCUUUGUGGUGGUUGAAGGGAGGAUUUAUCUUUGCAGAGACCCAUUGAAAGUUGAACUUGUGCAGGGGAGGAGGAGGAGGAGGAGGAGGAGGAGGUGGUGGGGGGGGGGGGCAAAGGAGCUGAAGUUGUGGAGCAAGGCGACGGAGGGGGGUAGUGGGCAAUGAGGGUGAAACUAGGCUUCCUCUUACGCAGUCUGCUGAUCGUCGGCACUUUCCUGGCUCUGGUGACGCUCUGGUCCCGGCUGCUGUCGACGCAGAGCGAGGACGGCGACCCCUUCGCCCGGCAGAUGCCAGGAAGAGAUGUCAACAAGCAUCUGCCAAAUAUUCCAGAUAAUGGACCUGUUGUGAAUAACAGAUUUCAGCCAGUUGUCCCUUGGCCUCAAGUUGAAGGAGUGGAAGUGGACCUAGAAUCUAUUCGACUGAAAAAUAAAAAUGUACCACAGCAGGCCGCUGCUGACAAUCAGCAAAAUGCAAUACAGAAACAGUUUGUUACUUUCAAGCCACAGAAGUUUGCUUACCCUGAUCCGGUGUUAAGAAAUGGUGUCCUGGGGAAUUUUGAGGCCAAACAGCCAGAACCACCAGGUUUAGCAAAUGGCCCUGGAGAAGAAGCAAAGCCUUUAGUACUGGGUCCUGAAUAUAAAGAUGCCGUGCAAGCAACUAUCAAGGAGUUCGGUUUCAACAUGGUGGCUAGUGAUCAGAUAUCGCUGGAUCGAACAAUCAAUGAUCUGAGACAUGAAGAAUGCAAGUAUUGGCAUUAUGAUGAGCGUCUGCUGACAUCCAGUGUUAUCAUUGUCUUCCAUAAUGAAGGAUGGUCAACGCUUAUGAGGACUGUCCACAGUGUGAUCAAGAGGACACCCAAAAAGUACCUAGCAGAAAUAGUUCUAAUUGAUGAUUAUAGUAACAAAGCACACUUAAAAGAAAGGUUAGAGGAGUAUUUGAAACAAUGGAAUGGAUUAGUCAAGGUAUUUCGAAAUGAAAGAAGAGAAGGAUUAAUUCAAGCAAGAAGUAUUGGUGCUCAUAAAGCAACACUUGGACAGGUUUUGAUAUAUCUUGAUGCUCAUUGUGAAGUUGGACCUAACUGGUAUGCACCACUUAUAGCCCCCAUUACUGCAGACAGAACCUCAUGUACUGUGCCACUUAUAGAUGCCAUAAACGGAAAUACUUACGCGAUAUCGCCACAAGGGGGUGGUGAUGAAGAUGGUUUUGCUAGAGGAGCAUGGGACUGGAGCAUGCUGUGGAAGCGUGUCCCCCUCUCCAAGCGAGAGAAGGAAAGGAGAAAACAUAAAACUGAACCAUAUUGGUCCCCAGCUAUGGCUGGGGGGUUGUUCGCUAUUGAACGAGAUUUCUUCUUUGAGCUGGGGCUGUAUGAUCCUGGUCUUCAAAUCUGGGGAGGUGAAAACUUCGAGAUAUCCUAUAAGAUAUGGCAGUGUGGAGGAAAAUUGCUGUUUGUACCGUGCUCUCGUGUCGGUCAUAUUUACCGUCUGCACGGGUGGGCAGGGAAUCCACCACCUGCUUAUGUUGGGUCAUCUCCAACGUUAAAGAAUUAUGUUCGUGUUGUGGAAGUCUGGUGGGAUGAAUAUGCCGACUAUUUUUAUGCAAGCCGUCCAGAAACAAAAGCCAUGGCUUAUGGAGAUAUAUCAGCACUGAAGAAGUUUCGUGAGGAACACCAUUGCAAGAGUUUUAAAUGGUUCAUGGAAGAAAUAGCUUAUGACAUUCCAGACCACUAUCCAUUACCACCCAAAAAUGUAGAAUGGGGAGAGAUCAGAGGGCACGAAACUGAUUAUUGCAUUGACAGCAUGGGUCAUACCAAUGGUGGAUUUGUUGAGCUGGGGCCUUGUCAUAGAAUGGGAGGAAAUCAGCUGUUCCGAAUCAACGAAGCCAAUCAAUUAAUGCAGUAUGAUCAGUGCUUGACCAGAGGAGCUGAUGGCUCAAAGGUUGUGAUUACACACUGUAGUAUGAAUGCAUAUAAAGAAUGGCAGUAUAUAAAGACAUUGCAUAGAUUCACACACAUUCCAACGGGCAAGUGCUUGGACCGCUCCGAAGUGCUUCACCAGAUUUUCAUCUCCAAUUGUGAUUCUGCAAAGACCUCGCAAAAGUGGGAGAUGAAUAACCUACUGGCGGUGUAAUUUGUCAUAUAAAUGUACAAGAUGGAAAAUUAUCUGUAUAUUGCUGCAAAAAAAUGUACAGUUCAGUGUGUAAAUAAUUUUUGACACACUUUCAAUGAAGGAUCUAGAAAAUUGUGAUUAUGUAAUAAUCAAAAUUAUGUAAUUACACUAUAAUUUUUUUUAAUACCUUGAAAGUUCUUAGAUGUUUACAACUUAUUUUGCUGUUAUCUUGACAGACUUUACCUUAGUAAUAAGGUGCAAUCCAAUUCUUUGGGGGAUAACACUCAGGGGCGCUGAACAUUGGUUGCUUUUCCUCAAUAGGUUUGUUUCAGUAGGUACAUUGUAAUCAGGGUCAACUAAUUUCCCCAGUUAGGCCAGAGCUGGAUCUUAACUUCUAAACUUUCCAGUAUAUUUGAUAUGUAUUCAUCAAAGGUAGCCCAAGAGCUUUUCAUUAAAUUUGUGUUCUAUCCAAUAACUAUUGUCUUACUCCAAUCUCAGACGUUGAAAGUGGUCAUCUGUGAGUUUCUAAUGGCUCUUGUUCAGUCAUGUUCAAACUUUCAUGUUGGUGGAGGGGCGUGGUGUUCUUUUCACAUAUCAAUUUGAUUCUAACAAUGUCAGUUGCCAAAAGAAAAAGGUGCUAUUAAUGCUGCAGACAUUGAUUAUUAUAAAGAGACAUAAUGUUCUUUUUAACGACAAGUACAGAAAUAGGAUAGUGUUAAAAAAAAAAUUUCUUAACCCUGUGAAUCCCUACAGUCCCUUUGGGACCAGUGAUACCAGUCUCUGCUCCAUCCAACAUCCUGAUGGUAAACUUAAUUCGAUGAUCUUUAAACUCUUAGUCAAAGAGAUGGAGAAAUACUGAUUUUCGGCAUUCUUUCGGAAAUUCAAAAUCCUCUUCCAAGAUUUCAGCCAACUUGUGUUUGGAGUUUUGCUGCUUUGGCCUUUUUAAGCAGUAAAGCCCUAAAGUCUUUGUGCUGCUUUGUAACCACUCUAUUUAUUGAAAGAAUGAAUAUUUAUCUUAAGAUGUUUGUGUUUUAUAUUAAUUGCUAAACUAGCAUUGCCAUUUUUAAACAUCUUGGAUUUCUUGCUCAAAUUCCCUUUACACAGAUGACAUUUUCCUCCAAAUGGUUUUGUGUAAAAUUGUUGCCAUGUAUAUCAUUCGGGAAAUUAGCUGGUCUUGUAAAACUCUGUGCCAUAUGAAAUAUAUUUUUCUACAAUGUACUUGAAUGUUGGUAGGAAUAAAGGUAUUUAACUUUGUACUUCAAUGUCAUGGCUGCAGCAAUUGAUCACAAUAUGUUAUUUUUCUUUUCUUAAGCAUUUCUAGAUUUAAAAAAAAAUGAAUUCCUUAAAGUUACUGUAAUAUUUAAGUCCAGCACUUUGCUGCAAUUGAGCUAUCUGUAAAUGAUUGGAGAGCAGGUUCAAAAUUCAUCUGCCAAAACACACCCUUUAUAACUAAUCUGUUGUGCAAGUUUUCUUUUGGUUAUGCACAAGUGUUGACAGACUGUAAAUAUUCCCUCAAAUGGCAAUUCCUGUACAUACUGUAAAAUGGGGAUGACUUUAGCAGGCUAAAAUUUGGGAUGGAAAUGAUAUCCAACUCUUUUCAAAAAUUAAACUAUUGUUUGUUCUACUGUACAUUUGUUCUGAAGUUGUCACCAAGCCAAAUAAAACGAACUACAACAUA
Messenger RNA from Pristis pectinata (smalltooth sawfish), 4088 nucleotides. RefSeq names its product UDP-N-acetyl-alpha-D-galactosamine: polypeptide N-acetylgalactosaminyltransferase 7 (gene galnt7). Lineage: Eukaryota; Metazoa; Chordata; Chondrichthyes; Rhinopristiformes; Pristidae. Bases 467 to 2431 code for a protein of 654 amino acids. Gene Ontology annotation, cellular component: Golgi apparatus. The transcript is spliced from 12 exons. The record is from RefSeq and is a predicted model, not a curated record.